GACGGGAGGAGGAGGAAAUGAUGAGGGCGAUCCUCAUAAGGCGUGGAGGUGCGCGCACAGAGAAUCAUAACAUUCUUGAGAGCGGUAGCGGGGAGUCUACAAUUACUGCGCUCUCUCUGCCGGCAGUAACAGGACCCUGCGACUUCCCCUCGGGAGUCGGUAGAAAGUUGGGGAGGGAAAAGGGGAGGAGAGGAAAGAGGAGAGACGGAGGAAGGGAACGCAUUUUACUCGGAGGUUCGGAUAUAAAUCUGUACGCCCGUAAACACAGGAUUUUUUUAUUCUGAUUGAUUAGUUCGUGCCUUCUUAUUGUUUUAACAGUGGUUUAGAUUUUCCAUCUGGCUUCGACAAAUGAGAUGAGCAUCGUAGCGUGGAAGGUAGCCUACCAUAUUAUAAGGAACUUUGAUGUUUUUCCACUAGCCUAGUGCCAGCUGCAUUCUUGGGUGAAACGUUUGUGUGAUCUUCGUGUAAUUUCGCUGUUUAUGGAAACGAAAGCACAUUUGAUAGCCACGGAAUAACCCGGAGCGCGCGUUUUAAGGCAAAAUUACACAGCAGCCUCUGAUGCGGAGAGUGGUAAAGGCUUGACCCUGGGUAGUUCGCGAUGGCCGCUUCGGGCGGACAGAAGAGCGAGAAGUUGGAUGAAGCGCAAGCUCUGGCUAAGAGCUGCGCGGGCAGACCGGACUUUCUUCCCUGCGACGGGCUGUCCAUAUGCUCCACGCACAGCCACGGAAAGUGUUUCAAGCUGCAUUGGUGCUGUCAUUUGGGAUGGUGCCACUGUAAAUAUGUGUACCAGCCCAUGACCACGGUCUGCAAGCUUCCCAGCACCAUAGUGCCUACCACGCCUUCUGGCCACGCCCACACCAUCGACCUGUCCAUCUCGCUGAUGGAGCGCUUCCUCCGGAACGCCCCCGCCUUCCGUGCUCCGCCCUGCCUGGACUCGCCCAAGUACUGCAUCAUUUCUGACCUCUUCAUCGACGACUACGUCGUCAAGCGCAUAAACGGGAAAAUGUGCUACGUGCAGCGGGCCCAACCGACUCCCCCUCAGCCCCGACUGCAAGCCCCAGCGCCUCACUUGCCUUCCCAGCAUCCUCGGCCCCUGCCUCAGCCCCUCUCUCAGCGACCGCCCAAGCACGUGGCUCCCCAGAAGGAGCACAGAGGGAUCAAACAACUGGCCCGGGGAGACAAGUCCAAAUCUGUCGCCCCGAAAAUGGACCACUGCUCCUCGCCUUCCAGCUCUGAGGACUCUGGGAUCAACGCUCUCGGCGUGCAUUACAUGGAGUCGUGCGACGAGGACUCCUGCGAGGACGAGGAUGACGAAGAUGAGGACGACGAGGACGACGAAGACGAGUUGAGCAGCGACGAAGACUCCAGCCCCGCUAGCCUGUGGGAGCAGGACGGCUGCACGCUGCUCUCACCAUCGAAGUCCAUCGUGGAGAUCAUUGAGAAGAUGGAGACGACUGUUUGACCAUGUCUCCUCCACAAACCACUCACAUUGUCAACCCGGUUACAGAUACACACAUCUCAGUACUGCCAUGCACGCUUCUCAUUAUAUCCCUUCCACCCGUCUACCUGCAUCCAUAUACUAACAAAAAGCAAAGCACAGGCUCUCCCCUAUCAUGAGUUAUCAUCUUUAUCCACUUUCCUCUGUUUACUACCCCAGGCUAUGCUAAAGAAGAGUAUAUGAGGGGCAGGAAUAUUAUGAAUAUACAUGCCUUGAUCGGACAGGGUAGCAUCUAAUGUGACCAAACAGCACUGCAGUCUGGACCACAACUGUUUUCAAAGUGUUUUCAAAGAUCUGAAGGGAGACCGUUCAGCUGAAGCGGGUUGUUGAAGCUGCAGCUUCCUCACAGGAAAAAAUGAAUUACUUUUUACUUAAAGCACAGAAUCAAAGUGUCUGAUGCAAUAGCGAGAGAGAGGCAGGAAGAGGAAGGGAGAGAGAGAGAGGGAGAGAGAAGGAGGGAGAGGAAGGGAGGGAGAAAGAGAGAUGCUGUUUUCCAAGCUCUUACACGGGGUGUACUUUUGAACAGAGGCUAAAUGAUGCAUGAGGACAGAAGACAUUAAUGAGGCAUCGUGAUAAAAGUGGGCCGAGGCUCAGUGCUUAGGGGUCUGCUCAAAUCCUUCCUAACCCCAUGUGUGGCUUGACACAGCCCCCCCCCCUCCCCAUCACCCGUGUGACUUAGCCAAAGAGGCCAGGAGCAUAGUCCAGACAUCUCCACAAAAGGCUGGGAGUGUGUGUGUGUGUUUAUGUGUGUGUGUGUGUUUAUGUGUGUGCAUAAAUGGGACAGGGUGACACAAAAAAGCAAUGUCACUUUUAGUGGGCUCUUGCUUUACUGUGGGCUCCAUGUCAGCAUUCCAGGCUUCUUGACAAUCAAGUGAGAUUAACGAGUGUUAGUGGUACAGCCCAUUUGUGUGCGUCCACAGAAAGCCUGACCUGGAAGUUCAAGAUCUUCAUCCAGUGGUCCAAAAGCCUAAGCCUUUUUUUUUUUUUUACACAUAGCCUCCCUGUGCACGAGGAAUUGGAAUAUGCCCCUGACGUCUGUCAUUAGGAUCAGCUUGUGUUCAAAGGUUUGGGUGGAACAAGCUGUGAUACCUGGAAAUAGAUCGCCUAUUUCCUUGGACCCGCUGCUGAGUACCCAGCAGUGCACACAUUUAAAAGAGAGAUUUAAGGAGAGAUUCUUCUCUCGUAUUACCCGCCUGGACUUUGAAACGGAGCAGUCGGGAGGAAAUUGAUUUGAGGACUUAAUCUGACACUGAACCGUCAUGCAUUCUCUGUGGGGAAACAUACAUAGUAAAAAAAUCACCUGCAUGUGCCCCAUGACCUCAGUCAGUGACCCAGUUGCACAAACCCCUGUAGUCUAUAAGCACAGAGUCUUGUCACUGCCUGAGCAGCAUCAGCCAUUUUGAUGGGUGUUUACACAGAAACUCAAUGGGCCCUUGACCGAUCCCCAAAGAACUCUAGGCACCAUAAUUCCUUGUGCGGACAUGUUUUGCCCCCAUGGAUGUGAGUGAAUGAGUGUUUAUCCAAUUCUUUUUUGCUAUGUUUUCUUCAGGGACAAAUAAUCAUAGCUAUAAACCUUCUCUGUAGAUACACAUGUUUAUCUCAAACAACAAAAGAAAUCCUCCUUUUCUUAUGAUAUCUAUUGUUGCUAACUUAUCUCUUAUUUUCUGAUAAACAAAUUUAAAACCUUAAA
Clupea harengus (Atlantic herring) is the source of this 3188-nucleotide messenger RNA. RefSeq names its product chromosome 21 C3orf70 homolog (gene c21h3orf70). Gene Ontology annotation, biological process: nervous system development. The record is from RefSeq and is a predicted model, not a curated record. NCBI's taxonomy places the organism in Eukaryota, Metazoa, Chordata, Actinopteri, Clupeiformes, Clupeidae.